CGGAUGAAUUAGGUGCAACAGAAACUAAUAAAAUCUGAUGUUUCAAAUGCAGCGAUGGAAGGGGAAUCAAAUGGGAGUGCAGAGGAGGCAAAGAAACGGAGGUCACUCUACGGACUCUACCCCUACAAGUCCAGUAUGAUCGGACUGGAAUCUCUGGCCGAUCCCUCUGGAGACUGGGACAUUGUGGAGACCAUUGGGAAAGGAACCUACGGGAAAGUCUACCGGGUAAUCAACAGGAAAGAUGGGAGUCAGGCUGCUGUGAAGGUGUUGGAUCCUGUUAAUGAUGUUGAUGAGGAGAUUGAAGCUGAAUACAACAUCCUGAGGUCAUUAUCCAACCACCCAAAUGUGGUCAAGUUCUACGGAAUGUUCUACAAGGCAGAUCACCUCUCUGGGGGACAGCUCUGGUUGGUGCUGGAGCUGUGCAAUGGCGGCUCCGUCACCGAUCUCAUCAAAGGCCUGCUGGCGUGUGACCGACGUCUGGAGGAGCCGCUUAUCUCGUACAUCUUAUACGGAGCCCUCCUGGGGCUGCAGCAUUUGCACAACAAUCGAAUCAUUCACCGUGACGUCAAAGGGAACAAUAUCCUUUUGACGACUGAAGGCGGAGUCAAGCUCGUUGAUUUUGGAGUCUCAGCACAGCUGACGAGUGCCCGUUUGCGGAGAAACACGUCAGUGGGAACCCCUUUCUGGAUGUCUCCUGAGGUCAUCGCCUGUGAGCAGCAGUACGACUAUUCAUACGAUGCCCGCUGCGAUGUCUGGUCGCUGGGCAUCACAGCCAUAGAGCUGGCCGAAGGGGAUCCCCCUCUCUCGGAGAUGCACCCAGUCAAAGCCCUCUUCAAGAUCCCAAGGAAUCCAUCACCCACGCUGCGCCAUCCGGAGCAGUGGUGCCGAGGCUUCAGCCACUUCCUUGCACAGUGCCUGAUAAAGGAUUUUGAGAGGCGCCCCUCGGUCACCCACCUUCUGGAGCAUCCCUUCAUUAAGCAGGCCCACGGGAAGGACAUGGCACUUCGACAGCGGUUAGCCACUCUCAUUUUCCAGCAGCAGGAUUGCGGGUGCAGGACCAAGACCAAGCACGAGAGAAUCAGUACUCGUAAGACAAGAGUGGAGAGCUAUUCUGAGGAAGAUUUGGUGAACCUGGAGGUUUUAAAUGAGGAGAUUAUAAUCACACACCUCCAGAAGAGGUAUGAUGAGCUUCAGAUCUAUACUUAUGUUGGGGACAUCCUCAUCGCUCUCAAUCCAUUUCAGAAUCUUGGCAUAUACUCGCCGCAGUUCUCGAUGUUGUACCAUGGGGUGAAGCGCUCGACAAAUCCUCCUCAUAUUUUUGCCACUGCUGAUGCAGCAUACCAGGGCAUGGUGACCUUCUGCAAGGACCAGUGCAUCAUCAUCAGUGGGGAGAGUGGAGCUGGGAAGACUGAGAGUGCACAUCUGAUCGUCCAGCACCUCACCUUUCUGGGAAAGGCAAACAACCGGACAUUGCGUGAGAAGAUUCUGCAGGUGAACACCUUGGUUGAGGCCUUUGGAAAUGCCUGCACGGCCAUAAAUGAGAACUCCAGCCGUUUUGGGAAGUACCUAGAAAUGAAAUUCACCCCCACGGGGGCUGUGAUGGGUGCUAAGAUUUCCGAAUACCUGUUGGAGAAGUCAAGAGUCAUCAAGCAGGCCAUGGGAGAAAAGAAUUUCCAUAUAUUCUAUUACAUCUACGCUGGCCUUUAUCAUCAAGAGAAGCUCAAGGAAUAUAGACUACCAGAGAAGACACUGCCUAGGUACAUUGACAAUGAACAGGUCAAGGUCAUGCAACACAUCGUCUUGAGUAAGCUGUACAAGGAGCAGUUUGAUGCCAUUCAGGACUGUUUUCGUAUCAUUGGGUUCACUGAGGAGGAGGUGAAUUCAGUCUACAGAAUCCUCUCUGCCAUCUUAAACACUGGAAAUAUUGAGUUUGCUGCCAUUACUUCCCAGCAUCAAACAGAAAAGAGUGAGGUGCCUAACUUCAAAGCUCUGGAAAAUGCCGCCUUGCUUCUCAGCAUCGGCGCGGAGGAACUCCAGGAGGCACUGACCUCCCACUGUGUGGUCACCCGGGGAGAAACCAUCAUCCGCACCAACACUGUGGACAAGGCCAUUGAUGUGCGGGACGCCAUGUCCAAGGCCCUCUAUGGACGCCUCUUCAGCUGGAUUGUAAACCGCAUCAACGCCUUGCUACAGCCAGACAAGAAUAUAUGCGCUGUGGAGAGCGGGAUGAAUGUCGGCAUCCUUGAUAUUUUUGGCUUUGAGAACUUCCAGAAGAACUCAUUCGAGCAGCUGUGCAUCAAUAUCGCAAAUGAGCAGAUUCAGUUCUAUUUCAAUCAGCACAUCUUUGCCCUGGAGCAGAUUGAGUACCAGAACGAGGGUAUCGAUGCUGCCUUAGUGCAGUAUGAGGACAACAGGCCGAUCCUGGACAUGUUCCUGCAGAAGCCCAUGGGCCUGCUGUCCCUUCUGGAUGAGGAGAGCCGCUUCCCCCAGGCCACCGACCAGACACUCGUGGAUAAGAUUGAAGAUAAUCUGCGAUGCAAGUAUUUCUGGAGGCCAAAGCGUGUCGAGCUGUGUUUUGGGAUUCAGCAUUAUGCAGGAAAGGUCCUAUAUAACGCAGAUGCCUUCCUGGAGAAGAACCGGGACACUCUGCCAGCAGACAUCGUUGUCGUUCUGAGGACCUCGGAGAACAAGCUCCUGCAGCAGCUCUUUUCCAGCCCCCUUACCAAAACCGGAAAUCUGGCAACGUCACGGGCAAAGGUGACUUCAGCUUCCAGGUCACUGCCAUCCCAGCUAAAUCCUGGACGCUCUAAGGUGGACACCAUGGAGAUGAUGCGGCACCCAGAGGAGACCACCAACAUGAGGAGACAGACUGUGGCCUCUUACUUCCGCUAUUCGCUGAUGGACCUCCUCUCCAAAAUGGUGGUGGGCCAGCCGCAUUUCGUGCGAUGCAUCAAGCCAAACGACGACAGACGGGCACUACGCUUCUGCAAAGAGAGGGUGAUGGUGCAGCUGCGCUACACAGGGAUCCUGGAGACGGUUAACAUCCGCAGGCAGGGAUACUCACACCGGAUCCUUUUCGAUGAGUUUGUUAACAGGUAUUACUGCCUGGCUUUCCGGGUACAUCUGAUGCCAGAGGCCACUAAAGAGAAUGUCAUCAUCAUCCUACAACAGGCCAAACUAGACAACUGGGUCCUGGGGAAAACUAAGGUUUUCCUGAAGUAUUACCAUGUGGAACAGCUGAACCUGCUGCUGAGGGAGGUCAUUGCACGGGUGGUGCUAAUGCAGGCCUACGCCAAGGGGUGGCUGGGCGCCCGGCGCUACCGCAGGGAGCAUGAGAAGCGCGUACAUGGAGCAGUCGUCAUCCAAUCAGCCUGGAGGGGCCAUGCCGCUCGUCAGACGCUCCGGCUAAUCAAAGCGGAACGGGAGAAGGCCGCCAUCCGCAUACAGUCUGCAUACAGGGGGCAUCGGGUGCGUAAACAGUACGCAGCACAGAAGCACAUGGCAGCACAUGCACAGAGCAGCCAGGUAGAGCCCCAGAGCAGGGAGUGGGCAGGAUUGGACAGAAGCAAGGUGACGAAUGAUCUAACUGAUCCUCCUAAAAGUGGGGAGGCUGGCAAGGAGUCCCCUAACAGCGAAGACCAUCCACUUAAGGUCGACAGUCAAGAUGAAGGAACAGUGAACGAGGUAACAAGGCAUCCCAAGGACAAUGGCAGUGUGCAGGAGUCUCAGUGUAAGCAAGGUCAUGUUCUCAAGAGCCAGCAGCGGACCCCCCGCCAACGGGGGCACCAGCCCAAACUGCUGAACAGCCCCGAGGACAGCCUGUACUACAACCAGCUCCACAGGACCCCGGAUUGCCAGGGGAGCAAGAGGAAACCGAGAAAACUUGGGCAAAUCAAAGUGCUGGAUGGAGAAGAUGAGUACUACAAAUUACUGUCAACUGCAGAUUCAAUCCCAGAGGAGGAAACUUUGACUGGGCCUCCUCCCACUCUGUCAAGGGAGGCAGUUCUCAGUCAGAGCUGAGGCUGAAAUCUCCCAUCAGCUGAUCAGCUAAGUUUAAUACUCCUUCUGUAUGUCCACUACCACGUUAAGAGCACCUACUUGAGAAUAUGAUUCUACCAGCCAAGAGCAUACAUUCCUGCAGACUUGUUACAAUUAAACACUAAUUGCUGCAAAAACAGUUGUAAAAGACGACCUUUCACUUGUGAAUUUAAUCGUUUUUAUAUUUAUGAGGGAAAUAUGACAUUUGAUGCCUUUUGCCCGAAAUAACAUUUUACGUUCUUUCUUUUACUUAACAUUCUCAAAAAUAUGUGUAGAUAAAAAUCAGUGAUAUCACACAUUCACAGUCAAUACUCACAUGACCUGUUAGUAUAAUAGUAUACUUCAUUUUAAGGUUUUCUUGAUGUGCUUAUGUGUUACUCAUGAUGGGUCACUUCAUAAUUAGUUGUCUGUUAUCAUUUGUGAAUGAGACAAAUAUAUUGUAGGUAGUUAUACUAGCUGUUGGUGUAAUACCAUAUAAUUAGCCAUGGUUAUAUUCUUGUAUCACAUAGCCUCCUUAGUAAUGCAAGAAUCUAAGGAUAAAAUGGGGAAGUGUGUGCGUCCUGUAGCAAACUCACAAAGUACAAUGUUGUGUGUUGAGUAGUCAGGUCAUGGUCAUAUUUUAUAUUGAACUAAUGAAUUUUACACAAUUCCAGUCUCUUUAGAGUCUGUUAUUAAAACCUCAGUCUCGUGAGAAA
Brienomyrus brachyistius is the source of this 4733-nucleotide messenger RNA. It is a transcript of the gene myo3b, whose product is annotated as myosin IIIB. The coding region runs from base 55 to 4020 and encodes 1321 amino acids. Gene Ontology annotation, cellular component: myosin complex. The transcript is spliced from 37 exons. Gene Ontology annotation, biological process: protein phosphorylation. NCBI's taxonomy places the organism in Eukaryota, Metazoa, Chordata, Actinopteri, Osteoglossiformes, Mormyridae. Gene Ontology annotation, molecular function: ATP binding; cytoskeletal motor activity; protein binding. The record is from RefSeq and is a predicted model, not a curated record.